AUUCAACGUAAUGCAAGCAUUCGCAAAGAUGAAUUCGUAAUCAUGCAAUUUCAUUUUGACGACGUUUACUUCGGAAUGAGGGCAUUCAUCUUGUCUUGCAUGUGGGAAGUUUUGGAAGCAGCCAUCUUGUAGAUGACAUUUCUCUUUAAAACUGAUUCAUCAAAAAAAAAAAAAAAUUAAAAACAGAUUAAAACAGAUUAAAAACAAUUUUGUUUGAAGAACAAUAGCAAGAAGGACUUUUGUACUCCAAGUUGGAAAGCAAACGGUGUAAAAUAAUGACUUUGGUAUUGGCAAAUCGCUUCAUGACAGCAUCAUUCUUGUCAUAAUAAUAACAAGCUAAUAUUCAUAAUCAUUUUCGUUAGCCAAGCUAGCUUGAACUUUUUAUUUUAUUUUAUUUCUUUUUUUUUUUAUAUGAAGUGUUUGUCUAUAAACAAACGAUGCACGAAUUCCAAAGCAGAAAUUGUCAGCGUAUUGACAGCUUGUAGGGUUUUAGUUUCCAUUGCCUUUGAAUUUUAAGGAAAUACCUGAUAUCUGGAUUUUGUUUUUUGGUGAAUUUUUCCAGGUUUCUUGAUGGUCUUUAAGAUUAUGUCAAGUUUAUGCAACCGCAAAAACAAGAAGCAGGUUUUGGACGAACGAAAAGUUAAAGGAAAAAAAAAAAAUAAGACAGGAAAAGAAUUGGCUUUUUUUCCAAGGGAUUCUUCAAACUUCCCAUCUCACAUGUUCCUAGAAAACCAAGCGAUCCAUUCCUCUUCAAGAAAGUGCUGUUUUGCUGGAAGUAUCAUGGGCGGUACCUUGUACAUGAUUUGGAAUGAUUGUAUUCAUCAUGAGGAUUUUUCUUUUCCUGGAUUUUCUAUGCUACAAGCAUUUGUAAACAGACAUGAUCGAAAAUCCAUUUUCAAAAAUUGACUCUUUUUAUUUUUUGUUUUUUUUUUCUCAUCUCAUCAUUUAGAAAUCGGGGUUUUUCUCUUUCUUACUUACCAAAUUUAUUUCUAUUUAGUUAUACUUUUGUCGCAGGAUUUCCACUUAUUCCCCAUUUCGUUUGUUUACUAAGGUUAGCCAAAGAGACUCUGGGGUGGCCUCUUGAGGCGAACCUGCCAAGAGCCAAAUUUUCCAGAACGCAUCAUGCUUCGUCGUGCAGCAAGAGAAAGACGUCAAUUUAUUUAUAAAAGAAAUAAAGAUCUUCAAGAGGCAAAGUUGAAUGAAAAAAGACGUGCAUUGAGACACGCUAUAGAUAACAACAAGGAACUCAAUAAAGAUCUUCAAGAAGACACACAAUUGCAGAAAGAUUACAAAUAUGAUGAAAGCAAAGCAGCCCAGGAAGAUGAAUUAGGAAUAGAUGACGAGUAUUACAGCUUAGGUGAACGUGAACCAAGAGUUUUGGUCACAACGAGUCGUGACCCAUCGUCUCGCCUGGCUCAAUUUGCCAAGGAAAUGCGCCUGCUGAUCCCGAAUUCAUUCCGCUUAAAUCGUGGUAAUAUUGUUGUGGGAAGUUUAGUCGAAGCGGCUCGUGCCAACGACAUCACCGAUAUCGUCCUUUUGCAUGAACAUCGAGGUAUACCAGACAGCAUGGUUAUCUCCCAUCUUCCUUAUGGCCCUACCGUAUCCUUCUCGCUUCAUAACGUUGUUCUUCGUCACGAUAUCCCUAACACGGGUACUAUGUCUGAAGCUUAUCCUCAUUUAAUCCUUGACAACCUUACCUCGAAGCUGGGCCAACGUGUCAAGAAGGUUUUGUCCUCUCUAUUUCCUCCGGAUCCAAAGGAAUCUUCACCGAGAGUUGUAACCUUUGCCAAUUCUGACGACUUUAUUAGUUUCCGCCAUCACUUGUACGCAAAGACGGGUCCUAAACAGGUCAUUCUUUCAGAGGCAGGUCCCCGUUUUGAAAUGCGGCUGUACGAGAUUCGAUUGGGUACUUUGGACAUGCUAGACGCUGAUGUUGAAUGGAGACUCAAGCCUUAUCAACGCCAUAAGCGUCAAGUUUUAGCUGAGUAAAAGGAUCCAUGCAUAUACCUUCAUCAUGAGACGGUUGAGUAAAAUUUUUGGUUUUAUUGGGUAUUUUGGGGUUUAUUGAUAUCAAUGUCAUUGAAUUUAAUUAUAAUCGUUAUAUAUACUAUACAUAUAGAAAAAUCGUGUAGUUGGAAACAUUUGUAGGUGUUUUGCCGUAUUUAUCAGAGAAUUAGAUAGAUUCCAUAAAUCGUCUCUCUCCUC
Messenger RNA from Schizosaccharomyces cryophilus OY26, 2205 nucleotides. RefSeq names its product U3 snoRNP-associated protein Imp4. Gene Ontology annotation, cellular component: nucleolus; small-subunit processome; Mpp10 complex. Gene Ontology annotation, biological process: rRNA processing. The coding region runs from base 1123 to 1989 and encodes 288 amino acids. The transcript has a single exon. Lineage: Eukaryota; Fungi; Ascomycota; Schizosaccharomycetes; Schizosaccharomycetales; Schizosaccharomycetaceae. The record is from RefSeq and is a predicted model, not a curated record. Gene Ontology annotation, molecular function: snoRNA binding; rRNA primary transcript binding.